AUGGGUUUGACUAAACAGUAUCUGGCCUAUAAGCCAGUAUCGAGCUUUAAUAUAAUUGCUAGCGGUCGUGCAAACAUUUCGUUUGUCACGAUUAACCAUGCUGUCGGUCGGUAUGUUGUGGUGGCAGCCGCCGAAAAGGUGCUUGUGUGGGACAUGAGGAUUUGCGAGAAGGUGGUGGAAUUUGUACGUGACAAGCAGGAGGUAACCUUCUUGCGCACCAGCCCGGAUCAUAAGCUACUUGCGGUGGGGUUCUCGGACGGACAAGUUGAACUGUUCUGUUUCGAAAGCAAACAGUCCGUAUGCAGCUUUGCUUCCCAUCGUUCGGCCGUGAGUGCACUCAAUUUUGAUCUACUCGGCUUGAAGCUUGUGUCGGGAGGGCUGGACAACGAUCUGGUAGUAUCGGACAUUGUGGCCCAAACGGGCAAGUGUCGCCUAACAGGCCAUACUGCUCCAAUAACGCAGGCAUGUUUCAUGCAACGCUUUCCCGACGUUAUUGUAUCCAGCUCAAAAGACACGCAGAUAAAAUUCUGGAACAUAGAAACGCAGUGUUGCUUCAAAACGAUUGUCGAUCAUCGCACUGAGGUGUGGGGUAUCGUGCUGAUGCGAAACGACGACUUUCUAGUUUGUGGCACGGCUGAUACGCAACUUUCUGUGUAUAAAAUUGCUUCCAACAUGGACACAUUGUCGAGUACGAUGGCAGUGCAAAACCCGGAAGAUGAAAGCACCGUCAGUCCGUUCCGAUGUACCGCCGCCGGGAGUAUACAACGGGCCGGACACGGACGUACAAUUAAUCUCGUAGCCGACUCCAACGGACAGGUGCUUGGAUGCCACGGUACAGAUAGGAAAAUUGAACUGUUUUACUUUUGCUCCCAGGACGAAUCCGUUAAGAAGUUGGCGAAGCGUUUGAAAAAACUGAAAACAAACAAAGCAACCAGCGAAGAGGGACAGGAUGUACAGGACGGCAAUGUACGGCAGCUUGCACUGACCGAUGAAAUCAAGCGUCUUCCCACGGUAAGCACUCCGGAAAAGGUUAAAUCGUUCGAUCUACUGCUUGGCAGCCGCAAUGAGCUGCGUAUCUGUUGCACAUUUUUGAAAAACUUUGUCCAACUGUUUUCGCUCAAUGUGGACGCGAAAGGUGCCGAGCCGGAAACGUUGUAUGCGCUGCAAAAGCAAGGACACUCAUCCGAAGCACGCACCGUUUCGUUCAGCUCCGACAAUUUAGCAAUCGCGUCCGGCAGCGCGGAAUCACUCAAGCUGUGGAGUCGCGCUUCCCAGGGCGUGCUACGCACGGUCGACACGGAUGGGUACGUUGUGAGCACAUGCUUCGUGCCAGGCGAUCGACACGUGCUGGUCGGUUUAAAAUCUGGCCAGUUACUCGUCGUGGACGUUGUACCGGGCGAGAUUAUUGAGCGUAUCGACGCACACGAGAAGGAAUUAUGGAGCAUCAUACUAACGCCGGACAAGCACGGUUGCGUAAGUGGGGGCGGUGAUACGACGGUAAAAUUUUGGUCCUUCGAGCUUAUCGGCCGCAGUGAUGGGUCGGAACAAAAAGUACUCUCGCUGCUACACAAAAACACACUCAAGCUGGAGGAAACGGUACUGAGCGUACGAAUUUCCCAGAAUGGUAAAUACAUUGCGGUCGCCCUGCUCGACACCACGGUGAAAAUAUUCUUCUUGGACAGCCUCAAAUUCUAUCUGUCGCUGUAUGGACACAAGCUGCCCGUAAUUGCGAUGGACAUUUCGUACGAUUCGACGCUUAUCGUAACGGGUUCUGCCGAUCGUACGAUCAAGAUUUGGGGUAUGGAUUUUGGUGACUGCCAUCGAUCGCUGUUGGCGCACGAUAAUACCGUGACGGCGAUCCAGUUCAUUCCCAACACGCACAUGUUCUUCUCCUGCGCGAAGGAUGGCAAGCUAAAGCAGUGGGAUGCGGACAGCUUUCAGAAGAUCAUCACCUUGCCGGGUCACUUGGGAGAAGCACACGCGUUAGCGAUCAGUCCGAAUGGCAAGUACGUCGUUAGCUGUGGUUCGGAUCGAACUCUGCGUUUGUUCCGUCGCACUGACGAGCCUCUCGUACUGCAGGACGUGCAGGAAGAAGAGCGCGAGGAACUGGAAAAUGCAACCCUAGCCACGGGAGAAGAAUCCACCGUGCCCGGGUUGCCGGGUCUGAGGCUCCCGUCGAAGAAAACCAUCGGCUCGGAAAAGGGCGCAGAAAAUAUACUUGAAUGUCUCGAGGUUAGCAAACAGUACGAUGAGGAAGGCGGUAAAGGUGCAUUGCCUCCGCUAAUGUUCGCAUAUUCCGCUACCAACACCGAUGAGUUCCUGCUCACUGUGCUUUCCCGGAUUCGAGCAAGUGAUCUCGAAGAGUCACUGCUGCUGCUUCCGUUCAGUGCCGUGUGUGAGUUGCUGGAAAAGGUACCAAAGCUUACCGUCGAACGGAAGGAUCACACUGAGCUGAUCUGUAAGGUGGUAAUGUUUCUGUUCCGCGUUCACCAGAAACCGAUCGUGAGCAAUCAAGUGUUGCUUCCGGUGAUACAAAAGAUCGUGCCAACGCUGCAGGCGGCAGUUGAAGAGUUGCGCGACAUGGUGGGAACGAACUUACAUGCUGGCCAGAUGUUACAGCGCGAGCUGGAAGAAAAUGACGGUUGCGUGCUGUUCCGGGAUGCAACAAAGCAGCGCAUUCAGCGGGAUCGACGCCGUAAGCGACGAGAAGCCUCUAAGCGAAAGUUUCUGCAGAUAGUCAAGUAG
This is a messenger RNA of Anopheles marshallii, 2745 nucleotides long. Its product is annotated as WD repeat-containing protein 3. Gene Ontology annotation, cellular component: Pwp2p-containing subcomplex of 90S preribosome; small-subunit processome. Gene Ontology annotation, biological process: maturation of SSU-rRNA. Gene Ontology annotation, molecular function: snoRNA binding; protein binding. Lineage: Eukaryota; Metazoa; Arthropoda; Insecta; Diptera; Culicidae. The transcript is spliced from 2 exons. Bases 1 to 2745 code for a protein of 914 amino acids. The record is from RefSeq and is a predicted model, not a curated record.